CCGGCAGCCGCGGUCAGGUGGCACCGCCGAGACGGAGCCGGCCGAGCACGAUAAAAGUCCCGGCCCGCCGCCGCCACGGCCGCGAGGGAGCGCGGAGUCGCCGCCCGGGAGCCAUGCCCAGCGUGGGACACUCUCCCUGAGCCACCCCAGCCCCAGCAGCCCCGAGCUCCGCGGUGCCGCGCCGUGACCGAGAGCAGGACCUUGUCACCAACUUGACCGAGCAGCGGGAGCUCUCGCUGUGCUGCCGCCAGCGGGCCACACAAUCCUCCCUUGGCUCUCUCCCCACGAUGGAAGCCUGAGCGCCAGGAUCCUCCAUGACCUCCAGAAGCCACAACUCCCUGCCGAGGACUCUGAUGGCUCCGCGGCUGCUCUCGGAAGGCGCCCUGGGGGGCAUCGCCCAGAUCACGCCCUCGCUGUACCUGAGCCGGGGCAGCGUGGCCUCCAACCGGCACCUGCUGCUGUCGCGGGGCAUCACGUGCAUCAUCAACGCCACCAUCGAGAUCCCCAACUUCAACUGGCCCCAGUUUGAGUACGUCAAAGUGCCUUUGGCCGACAUGCCCAACGCGCCCAUCUCGCUCUACUUCGACAGCGUGGCCGACAAGAUCCAGAGCGUGGCGCGCAAGCACGGCGCCGCGCUGGUGCACUGCGCCGCCGGCGUCAGCAGGUCGGCCACGCUCUGCAUCGCCUUCCUCAUGAAGCACCACAAGGUCUCCCUGCUGGAGGCCUACAGCUGGGUGAAGGCGCGGCGCCCCGUGAUCCGGCCCAACGUGGGCUUCUGGCGGCAGCUGAUAGACUACGAGAGGAAGCUCUUUGGCAAGACCACGGUUAAAAUGGUACAGACGCCCUACGGCAUCGUCCCGGACGUUUACGAGAGAGAGAGGAGACCCCUGAUGCCUUACUGGGGAAUUUAACGGGACUGCAGAUGGGAAACGCGAGUUGAGCAGACCGGAGAUGUUCCCUUCUCCUUCUACAGCCAACUUUGGUUCUCUACCACACAGCAGAACCUCAACUGUCACCUCACUAACCCGCAAGGCCAACGAUUCCCUUCGAAGCGUUUUUCUCUAUGGGGAUUUCCCAUCUGCAUCUCUGAUUUAGUAAAUCCGGGUCUCAUUAUAAGUUUAUUCCUUCCAUAAAGCCUCCAUAUUUUUUUCCUUUUUUUUUUCAGUCAGUUUAUUAGGAUCCUCCAGGGAAGGGCCUGAGAGGCAUUGGGCAGAGUGGAUGGCCCAAGUACGCUUCCUGCCUCAGUAGUAGCCUGGAUAUUUUGUUCUAGCUUGUUUGCUUCCUUGCACAACCCUGUAGUGGCUCAGGAGCAGCACCAGCGAGGCCCUGCCCCACAGCAGCAGGUUUUCCAAGCACCAGGGAGGCAGGAGCACAGGGGCCGUGGUGCUGGUGCUGGUGUUUUCUUUAACAUCCGUAGUGACUCUCAGUAUAUAGUGUUUGAGACCUUUAGUCAGCUCUUAAUCGUAUUCAAAGUUAGGGGAAAAAAGGGAAAAAAACAAACAAACAAAAAAGAUUGAAUCAGUCCGUGUCGGCCACAAGUGAAAUAAAAAUUGAGCAAUUCAAAUCAAAUAAAUACAAGAUCCUUUUUCACUCAUUCCAUGCCAGGGCAAUAGUCCUGGAAUACACUUCAACCACUGGAAAAUGCUGGUGUGUUCUGUGGGUGGAAAGUUGACAGAUCUUGUCCAGAUGUGGCUCAAGGCAGAAGCAGGAGGGAUGAAGCCUCUGGGGCAGCCAAAGAGACGCUCAGGAAUGUGUGCACGGCCCUGCCAGGGCUGGGGAUGUGUGUGCCAGCAUCCGGCA
Molecule: messenger RNA, 1800 nt
Organism: Melozone crissalis (California towhee)
Lineage: Eukaryota; Metazoa; Chordata; Aves; Passeriformes; Passerellidae
Gene: DUSP14
Product: dual specificity phosphatase 14
Exons: 3
Coding region: 315-911 (198 amino acids)
Biological process (GO): protein dephosphorylation
Cellular component (GO): cytoplasm
Molecular function (GO): MAP kinase tyrosine/serine/threonine phosphatase activity
Source: RefSeq, a predicted model, not a curated record